Molecule: messenger RNA, 2028 nt
Organism: Neltuma alba
Lineage: Eukaryota; Viridiplantae; Streptophyta; Magnoliopsida; Fabales; Fabaceae
Product: ethylene-responsive transcription factor RAP2-12-like
Exons: 2
Coding region: 126-1289 (387 amino acids)
Biological process (GO): regulation of DNA-templated transcription; ethylene-activated signaling pathway
Molecular function (GO): DNA binding; DNA-binding transcription factor activity
Source: RefSeq, a predicted model, not a curated record
UCUUUUCCUCGUCAGAGUCUUUCUUGGGCAAAAGAAAUAUUCAGCCUUUUGCUCAUAAUUUUUCUGCGCUUUGUUUUUCUGAGGGAAAAAAGGCAUAAUCUUUUACCGGUUCUGGAGAGAGAGAGAUGUGUGGAGGUGCUAUCAUCUCCGACUUCAUUCAGACGCCGGGGGCCAGGUCUCGCCGGCUCACCGCUGAUCUCCUCUGGCCGGAUUUGAAGAAAUCCAGUGGGGGGAAGCGAUUCUCGAAGCCCACUAGGUCUGCGUUCGGGGAUUCGGACGAUGAUUUCGAAGCUGAUUUUAGGGAAUUCAAGGACGAGUCCGAUAUCGAUGAGGUGGAUGUGGAUGAUGAUUUUCUAUUCGAUUUCAAUACCUUAGGUUUCUCUGCUGCCAAACCCCCGAAGCCUUCCAGAUCCCGGUCUCGUGGAUCUGGUGCUGUAAAAUCUGUGGAAUUCAAUGGAAAAGCUAACAAGUCUGAGAAAAGAAAGAGGAAGAAUCUGUAUAGGGGAAUCCGUCAGCGCCCAUGGGGAAAAUGGGCAGCUGAGAUCCGUGACCCGAGGAAAGGAGUCCGUGUCUGGCUUGGAACCUUCAACACUGCUGAAGAAGCAGCUAGAGCCUAUGAUGCUGAAGCACGGAGGAUUCGUGGUAAGAAAGCCAAGGUGAACUUUCCUGAUGAGGCCUCAAGCUCUCCCCCAAAACAUUACAAUGUAAAACACUCUGUCCAGCCCAUUAUGAACCAGAAAUUCAAUUUUGAAAACAAUCCAAAGGACUAUGUCUGUCCUCUGGGUCUGAUGGAGCAGAAACCACUGGUUAAUCAGUAUGCUAACAUGGGAGGUUUACCCAGCAGUGCAGAUGGGCUCACAUCUUUCACGCCAUCAGAUGAUGUUAAUAUGCCUGUUUGUUUCAGUUCGGAUCAAGCAAGCAAUUCGUUUGAUUAUUCUAGUUUUGGUUGGGGUGAACGGGGCCCAAAGACUCCCGACAUCUCGUCAAUGCUUUCUGCUUCUAUAGAAGAUGAAUUUCAAGCUGUUGACGACGCCAACAAGAAUGAUCACAUUCCUAACUCUCAGAAUGUGUUGCCUGCGGAAAAUGAUUCUGCAAAGACACUGUCUGAGGAACUUGCAGAUAUUGAAUCCCAGUUGCAGUUCUUUAAGACACCUUACCUUGAAGGGAGCUGGGACGAUGCUUCAUUAGAAACCUUGCUUGGUGAAAACACAACUCAGGAUAGUGAAAACCCAAUGGACUUUUGGAGUUUUGGUGAUGAUCUUCCUUCCAUGGCCGGGGGAGUUUUCUGAGCAACUUUCUCCCUGUCUCCUUAAUUUGUAAAUAGGGUUACAAGUUAGUAUUUUUUUCCUUUCAAAAUUCUCUUUUGGUUCUAUAAUUUUAAUCAUUCAUGGACUAAAUUAAUAUGGCCCGCAGAAAUUAUCACUUAUUUGAAUUUUGUUCUUGAAAAGCCAAAACGUUUAAUGGAGUCCGUGAUUUCUCGAGAGUGGGGACAGCUAGUCCUUUGUGAGUGAAUUAAAAGACUGAAUUGAACCCAAUUAAAAUAAAUCAAGGACUCUACUCGAGAUUUUUUUUUUAAUUUUUUUAUUUUCAGGUAAACCCCGAACAAGUGAUGUUUUUAGGGAACCAAUUGUAAAUACAUUCUUCAUCAUGAAGUAUUCUCGGUUUCUGAAAUGAAUGCAAUGCUUUGUUCCUUUUAUUGGUUUUCAGGAAUGCUGUUCAUCUUUGUUGGAGAUUGAGUCGAGACGAAACAGACCGUUUUAAGCAUGUCUGGAUGGUUAUUCUGUGGACGCUGGUAGCAAAGCAGGUGUGGGACCAUGGAUGUGUAGGAGUACAUGUCAAAGACCUUAACUCUUGGAGAUGUUGAGUUUACCGUUCAUUAAUGAGGAUGAUUUUAUCAAAUGUGUGAUGCAGUAAAAUGUUAACUUGAUUGUUUUGAUUAUGGUCGGUCAAAGUGGAGGCCAUCAAUUAACCCCAUUUUUGAAUAAUUGAUUUGGUUCUGUUCAGAGUAUUGCUUGCAGGUCUCUUAUA